This is a messenger RNA of Doryrhamphus excisus (bluestripe pipefish), 3636 nucleotides long. NCBI's taxonomy places the organism in Eukaryota, Metazoa, Chordata, Actinopteri, Syngnathiformes, Syngnathidae. The record is from RefSeq and is a predicted model, not a curated record.
UGUGUCACCCACCCAUGUUCAAGCAUCCACUGGGGGGAGGAGUGUCUCCGUGUCCAUACAGAUAAAAGGCGUAUAAAUAAAAAAAAUAGCGUAGGGAAGGAGAAUAGGAAUCCUGUCCCCUCCUCCUCGGCUCCUUGUACUGCGCACUUUUUUUGCGCAUUCGGUGCACAUUUUCUGUCGCCGCAGAAUCUGGGGAAGAACACCGCAAUUUUUUUGGAUGAUUAUUUUUUUCCCUUUCUUUGAAGACGCCGUAAGAGGAAUAACCCGCAUGCAACACCGGGACGUAAUAUCGGACCUACACAUGGAGUGUUGAGCAAAAAGGAGGAUUUUGUGUGUCGUUUGGUUUGGGGGCUUAAUAUCAGCUGCAGGGCUCCCACCACUAGUGGGGUGUUACAUAACCGAGUGGCUUUAGCUGUCCGAGGUGCUGAAAGCGCACGGUGGUUGCCGAAAACCGGACAAGCCGUGAAAAAUUCACGCAAGAAGAAGGUCAAAGGCCUGUUUGCUGCAGAAGCACCCGGGAAGCUGCGGUGGGCGAUCUCUAGAUUGAUUGUUUCUCCUGCGGUGAAGAAUUCCAUAGGGGGUCCAAAUGUCCGGGCAGACGCUCACGGACCGCAUCGCCGCGGCCCAAUAUCAGCUAACGGGCUCAGACAUGGCCCGGGCCGUGUGCAAGGCCACCACUCAUGAAGUGAUGGCGCCCAAGAAGAAGCACCUGGACUACCUGGUGUCGGCCACCAACACCACCAACGUCAACAUCCCCCAGAUGGCCGACACGCUGUUCGAGCGGGCCACCAACGCCAGCUGGGUGGUGGUCUUCAAGGCCCUCGUCACCACCCACCACAUGUGUGUGCACGGGAAUGAGAGGUUCAUCCAGUAUUUGGCCUCCAGGACCUCCCUGUUCAACCUCAGCAACUUCAUCGACAAAACUGGCUCUCAUGGCUACGACAUGUCUACAUUCAUCAGACGGUACGGGCGAUACCUGAAUGAGAAAGCCUUCGCCUACCGCCAGAUGGCGUUUGACUUCACCAGAGUCAAGAAAGGGGCUGAGGGCGUGAUGAGGACCAUGACCACAGAGAAGCUCCUGAAGGGCAUGCCUGUCCUGCAGACUCAGAUCGACACGCUCCUGGAGUUUGACGUUCACCCCAAGGAGCUGAACAACGGGAUCAUCAACGCUGCUUUCAUGCUGCUCUUCAAGGACCUGGUCAAACUCUUUGCAUCCUACAAUGAUGGCAUCAUCAACCUUUUAGAGAAAUACUUCAAGAUGAAAAAGAGUGAUUGUAAGGAGGCCUUGGAGAUCUACAAGAGGUUCCUGACCCGAGUGACAAAGAUUGGCGAGUUCAUGAAGCUGGCAGAGACGGUCGGAGUUGACAAAAAUGACAUUCCUGACAUCAACUACGCUCCCAGCAGUAUCCUGGAGUCUCUGGAAACACACAUGAAUGGCCUGGAGGACGUAAAAGGCGGCAAGAAGGGAGAAGGGUCUCCAACCAAGGGGUCUCCCACGAACAACGUGUCUCCAACUUCCACUCCGGCCAAAUCCUCAAACGCCGUCCCCACGCUGCAGCCUCCGCCUGGGGAAAGCGCAGCCGCCGCCGCUCCGGCUGCACCAGAGCCUGCAGAGGAUUCCUUGUUGGACCUGGAUCCUCUCUCCUCCUCUGGCCCCCCAGCAACAUCGGCCGCCCCCACGUCCUGGGGAGAUCUCCUCGGUUCGGAAAUGGGCGACUCCUUGCUAGCCGAGCCCACCCUCGCAGCGGAGGCCGCCCAGUCCCCUACGGGGGGCACCCCCACCCCUGCGGCACCAGAAGCAGGAGUCCCUCUAGCUCCUCCCACUAGCACAGCGGCCGCUUCCUCCCCUGGCGCCACCAAUAUGGAUCUGUUAGGAGACACCUUCGCCACACCUGCUGCCGCCACCGAGGCCUCUGCUGCAGCAGCGGAGGGCGGAGCCGCCGCCGCCGCUGCCGCCGCCCCGGCCACAGCACCAUCCGCCACCACUGGAGCUGAGCCCACCGGAGGGGGAGAUGCCCCCGCAGCUGCCCCCGCCGCUGCCGCCCCUGGAGCGGAACUCAUGUCAGCAUUUGAUGGGCUAGGAGACUUAAUGAAGCCCACCCUGACCCCCCAGGCGGGUGAUGUUGACACCUCCAUGGCUAACAUGGCAAGUAAUCUGACGAUGGGAACCCCAGCGGCCCCUCAGGUAGCUCCCCCCAGUUGGGGUGCCCCCAUGCCCGGGGCACCGGGCGUUGGAGCUCCCAUGAUGCCUAGUAUGGUUAGGCCGGGCUUCCCCGCCACCGGUGUCACCCCGGGCAGCCCGAUGUCUCCUGGAGUGGCCCAGAGCCCCAGAAAGCCUCCUCCACCGAGGAACGCUCUGGAUGACCUCAACAUCAAGGACUUCAUGUAGACCCCACAAAGACCUUCAAGGUUGGAUUAUUAUCAUAUCUGGAGCUCUGUGGAUGUCUGCACUUCCCCACUGCCGCCUCCCUCGCCCACCCGGACCACCACCUCAACGACCCCCUGCUCCCCUCUAGAGGCCGCAACCCCUCACAAACUCCCCCCCUGCCCUUCAUGAUGUACUGUUGUAGCACAACUGUGAAUGUGAACCCUAGAUACAGAAAGACUUGUGCGUGUGUGUGUGUGUGAGUGUAAAUCAGUGUUAAACUUUACUUAAUAUAUACAAAGAGGGGAGAAAAAAAAAGUUAAAAAAAAAUGAAUGUGUAUUUAGAUUCAUUCUGGACUUCCGCAUACAAGCUGACUUGGAAUGGUAUGGUGGUUUCUUUGUGCAUCUGGCAGACGAGGACUGUGUUGUUAAUUAAAUGUGGAUUGUGUUUCAGUGUGUGUAACUUCACUGGCCAACCCCCCCCCCUUUACUCCUUUAACCUCUAACUUCCUGGUUCCAACUAAUACUGAGCUAUCCUCGUUGUCCCAACUAAUACUGAGCGAUGUUUGUGUCAUGGUUGUACCUCCAAUAUGUCCGCUUUGCCCUCCAUGCUCAUAACCGAUAUCAACAAUACAUGCAAACACGACGUUAUCCACUGUGUUCACCUUCUUUUUCAUCGUUCUCAAAUCGACAUAUGCAUUCAAGACUAUUUUGAUGAUAUAUUUUACAUAUUUUAUUCAUUUUGAUGAUCAGAAAUAUCAUAUAUUUUAGUUACAUAUCAAAAAGGAGCAUGAUUUUGGAUUAAAAAAACCUGUCAGUCUAGUAGAGUAUUGAACAAAACGUUGCUCUGUGGUGUUCUCUGCUGGUGUGGAGUGCAUGACGACUGGUCCCGCCUUCUUUUGUUUUUCCGAACAGGCUCAAUGAGACAUGCUAGCAUGUGAUUAAACCGUGAUUGAACGCCGUGCGGUACAUUUGCUCACUGGGAAGACUCACUGUAAAGCACUCAAAGUAUACGUACGCUGGAUGUUCUUCUGUGUUGUUUAUUUCGAAACAAGUGACUGUAUCUUAAUCUCCUUGUGGCAUUUUAUGUGUUGAGAAAGGAAAAUAAAGACGACAAUGACAUUUACAUACAAAAGAGAAUGCGGAUAGAUGUUUGCUCAGUCAUUUUCUGGGGAUGGCCACCCCGCUCCCUUUCCUUCUUCCCUGUCCAACCUGCAUGUGAGUCCCCCCAUAUGAGAUGCAAUAAAAUACAAAUACACUGACCCAAACCA